GAAGAUUGCCAAACAACUCGGCUCAAUGAUCUUCUUCAUCCUUGCAUGAAUUCCUCUCUCUCCCUCUUAGAUAGUUAGGAUUCAAAUCUCUCUUCAUAAUCAUCAUCUCUCUCUCUCUCACACACACACAUCCGAACAAAACCAAGAACACAACAGACAAUACUUGUACAUGGCAUCAGUCGCAACCCACUUCUCAGCAUUCCUCUUCCUCUGCCCACUAGGCAUCCGCCGCCUCCUCUGCUCAUUCUCUCUCUAUUUGAAAAACCCAUCUCUCUACCGAUCAAAGCCAUGGUAUUUCUCAGACCCCAGAUGGAAAAACUUUGACUUCUUCACCCUCCUAAUUGCCCUCCCAAUCGCCUCAUUUUCUCACGUUUUCUUCUUUCUCGCCUUCUCUGGCCAUCCAACCUACCGAUUCGCUUUCUUGGAACAAUCGUUGAUCAUUUUCCUCUUCUGGGUCCUCCUCAUUUUGAUAAUUGUCCGUGAAAAUCUUGACCCUAUUGCCGUUCCUGAGAAUUUCAUUUUCAUUUUCGCUGGAAUUUCAUUUCUGAUUGAAUUUUCAAUGAAUGGGAAAGGAUUUUCGGGUCUUGGUGGUGCUGUGUAUGAAUUGUUAGGUGGAUUGACACUAGUUUGUGGUGCUUGUUGUUUUUAUUUAUCCAUUAGGCCAUCGGCCUUCUUUGCUGAGUUUUUUCUGUCUUCUGGGCUUAUGUUGAAGGGGAUUUGGGUUCUGCAAAUUGGAUUGUCAUUGUACACUGAUACAUUCGCAUUGAAGGGUUGUAACCAGGGGAAGACUGAUGUGACAUGUGAGCUUGAGGAGGAUAUGUUAAGAGGUAUAGCAUUGAUGAAUCUCUUGUUCACUGGGCAUGUUAUUGUGGUCUUGAUCUUGAGUUUUGUGUUGUUCGGACUGUUAUACUGUAAUCGGAAUAUGAGGUGUGGUGAGGCAAGUGGGCCAUUGUUGGCGGAGCUUGGAUCAGAGACUAUGCUGAUGCAAUCAAUUCCUGAAUUUGAGAUGGAGUGAAAGUUUUCUGGUUGUUUUGUCUACUGUGUUGAGGUACAAAACAUGGGAGGGGGUGGAUGUUAUCAGUUGUAGUUGUGAAAAAGUUUUGAUUUUUUACAGAUUAUGGAGUUCAAAAUCAACAAGUGGAAUAUAUAUGGGAAUUCCAAAGACUUAGAGAAAGCAGAGAAGCUUUGAGGUAUUUUUUCAGAAUUGAUUUCACCGUGUACAUGACACCAUUCACUUACAAAAUAGCACCUUGUUUCAAUAUUUUCUCCAACUUGUGAUGUUUAAAAGAUAGAGAGGCCCCAGAUAUGAGAAUUGAGAAGGUGGCAAAUGAGUUUUGAGAAUCUGCGUGACAAUGAAAGUUAGAUAUGUUUAACUUGAUGAGAUGUGGGUGUGGCUCAUGCAGUUAUGCUUGUUUUUGCAAUCUCAAGAUAAAUGCCAACAAUAGAAGAUAUAGAAGGCAAGAGAGGUUACUGUGUUAUAAAUGUUGGUAAACCACAAUGCUGGUUUGUAUGUAUAGGUUUUAGUUUUAUUACCUCAACCAAGCUUUCCAAACGUUUUCUCAUCCGUCUUUGUAUGAAACCUCUGGUGCACUGCUUGACAGUAAUUUUCAAUCUUAAGGUGUGAAAACUUGAAUGCUCUAUAACUACAUAUACACUUUGUAAUCUAUGGUUACCUUCACAUGAUAUUUUACAAACCCAUAGAAGUUCAGCAGGUUCCAUACAGUCUUGUCUAACUUCUUGCCUUCAACAUGACGUGAAGUAAUAUCUGUAGUAUGUCAUGCCAGUUCAUUUUAGACCAGGCCAACUCAAACUCUAAGUGGCAAAUGAGAAAAAAGUGCUAUUUUAUACUUUAGUGAUGCAUCAU
Ilex paraguariensis (yerba mate) is the source of this 1864-nucleotide messenger RNA. Lineage: Eukaryota; Viridiplantae; Streptophyta; Magnoliopsida; Aquifoliales; Aquifoliaceae. The record is from the annotation of a GenBank genome assembly.